Messenger RNA from Rhineura floridana, 1009 nucleotides. It is a transcript of the gene RAB3C, whose product is annotated as RAB3C, member RAS oncogene family. NCBI's taxonomy places the organism in Eukaryota, Metazoa, Chordata, Lepidosauria, Squamata, Rhineuridae. The transcript has 5 exons. Gene Ontology annotation, biological process: protein localization to plasma membrane; regulation of exocytosis; protein secretion. The coding region runs from base 268 to 945 and encodes 225 amino acids. The record is from RefSeq and is a predicted model, not a curated record. Gene Ontology annotation, cellular component: synaptic vesicle; endosome; plasma membrane. Gene Ontology annotation, molecular function: GTPase activity; GTP binding.
CUCAGGCGGGUUUGCGUUCACGUUCACAGCGCUGCUAGGAAACUCAGCUCUGGGUGUUGUCAUCACCGUUAAUAACUCCGAAACGCGGCUUUCUUCCACCUGCCAGGCGAGGUGAAGACAAAGAAAAUAGAGCCCAGUCUCUCCUGCCAGUCUCCGGACUGGAGCGGCCCUACCAGGGCGAUUGUUUCUUCAACGAGGAUCUCUCUCGGUGUAAGGCUAGCUUUCUUCGGUCGGAAUCUGGAGCCACGUCCCCUUGGCGAGAUUUAAAUGGAACUGUACGGCAAGAUGGCAUCUGCACAAGACGCCAGGUUCGGCCAGAAAGAUACAUCAGACCAGAACUUUGAUUACAUGUUCAAACUACUCAUCAUUGGCAACAGCAGUGUUGGGAAAACCUCAUUUUUGUUCCGUUAUGCCGAUGAUUCAUUUACAUCAGCUUUUGUCAGCACCGUUGGGAUCGAUUUCAAAGUCAAAACAGUUUUCAAGAAUGAAAAAAGAAUUAAGCUUCAGAUUUGGGACACAGCCGGUCAAGAGAGAUAUAGGACAAUUACUACAGCCUACUAUCGGGGUGCAAUGGGCUUCAUUUUAAUGUAUGACAUCACCAAUGAAGAAUCCUUCAAUGCUGUGCAAGACUGGUCAACCCAAAUAAAAACUUACUCUUGGGAUAAUGCCCAGGUUAUUUUGGUCGGUAACAAAUGCGACAUGGAAGAAGAAAGGGUAAUCUCCACUGACAGAGGGAAACAUUUAGCAGAACAACUUGGUUUUGAAUUCUUUGAAACAAGUGCCAAGGAUAACAUCAAUGUCAAGCAGACAUUUGAACGGCUUGUGGAUAUCAUCUGUGACAAAAUGUCAGAAAGUCUGGAGGCAGAUCCUGCCAUUGCUGCUGGGAAACAGAACACAAGACUAAAGGACACCCCUCCUCCACAGCAACCCAACUGUGGCUGUUAAUAGAGUCAUUGUUGACAGAGGCGGCUCCAGUGUGUUCUUUUGCCAAUAGAGUAUUUACAUAGGA